Rhea pennata is the source of this 726-nucleotide messenger RNA. RefSeq names its product chymase-like. Gene Ontology annotation, biological process: proteolysis. The record is from RefSeq and is a predicted model, not a curated record. The transcript has 5 exons. Lineage: Eukaryota; Metazoa; Chordata; Aves; Rheiformes; Rheidae. Bases 1 to 726 code for a protein of 241 amino acids. Gene Ontology annotation, molecular function: serine-type endopeptidase activity.
AUGAAGCAUCUGCAGAAACUCCUGCUCUCCCUGCUGCUGGUGACAUACCCUCCAGCCAUCGCCAAUUAUUUCUGGAAUCGUAUUGAGGGAGGAGCCGAAGCCAAUGUCCACUCCAGACCAUACAUGGCCUAUCUGCAGGGAAAGAACAACCACUUCUGUGGAGGCUUCCUAGUGGCCCCAAAUUGGGUGAUGACAGCGGCUCAGUGUUUCAACCACAAACCUCUGACUGUCAUCCUUGGAGCCUACAACAUCCAGAAGAAAGAGGAAAGCUGGCAAAAAUUUGAAGUCCAAAAGUAUCACCGCCACCCAGACUUCAUAAUUCCUCAGAAUGGGAAUGACAUCCUCUUGCUGAAGCUGAAAGGCAAUGCCACCAGUAAUAACUAUGUUAAGACCAUUUUCUUCCAAAAACAAAAAGCCCUUGGAGGGACUGUAUGCAGCAUAGCUGGCUGGGGCCAUGAGAUGCCUGCUGCCAUGCUCCAUGAAGCCAAGGUCACCAUCCUCAAACCAAGGGACUGCCUAAACUUAAACCCUGGACUUGCUAACAACUUGAUCUGUGCCCGCACUGGAUCCGCUGGAGCUCUUGAAAAGGGCGAUAUUGGGGGCCCACUCGUCUGCAACAACAAAGCCUACGGUAUCUUCUCCUAUGGGUAUGGCAAUCAGUCUGGUUUCUACACAUACAUUGCUGCCUACCUCCCAUGGAUCAAUAGUGUCAUGAAGUCUGUGUGA